This is a messenger RNA of Phyllostomus discolor (pale spear-nosed bat), 780 nucleotides long. RefSeq names its product mucin 13, cell surface associated (gene MUC13). NCBI's taxonomy places the organism in Eukaryota, Metazoa, Chordata, Mammalia, Chiroptera, Phyllostomidae. The record is from RefSeq and is a predicted model, not a curated record.
AUGGCAUGCUGCUCAGUUGCUGGGGAAACAGACGUCGGGUUAAGGCCUGUAAUUUUAUUUUUUGUGGCAUCCUUGUCUGAUUUUGGUAUCAGAAUAACACUGGCCUGUGACAAGUUUAUUAAUGUAGAAGUAGUAAACCUUUUUGCAGAAACUAAAAAGGAAAAUAAGUUGACCAUACCUGAUUCAAAUAAUAAAGCAGCUUCAAACAGCUGGCGACAUUACAAGCUGUAUUAUGUAAGAUCAGUGUUUUAUGGUAGUGCAAAGACAAAUGAGCAAGAUGAUUGCAGAAAUGGUUUACUGUGUAAAUUCAAACAGGGCUUGGGAAGACAUAACCCAGAGACUGAUUUAUGUCUUGUAGAUCCAAAGUGUUCUGAUACCUGCAACAUAGAACAUGAUAUGCAGUGCUUAGUGAAGAACAAUGGGAACCCUGAUUGUGUGUGCCUGCUAGCUCCUAGCGAUGAUCAUGGAAUCUGUCAAGUGUGUGCAUUUAGCUGCAGUAGAGUUGACUGUGAAGACCAAUUUCAGCUGAUUCUCAAUAUUGUGGGCACCAUUGUUAUCAUCUUCAUUCUUGGCACAGUAAUUGCAUUGAUUUUAUGAGAUCAAAGUGAAAAAAGGUAUUGAAGAACAGAACUUGAUUGAGAACAACUUACAAAUCUGAGGAUAUAGCACACAAUAGGCUUCAGCUAUCCAGGAACAAAAGGGGACAUGUUUAAAAUCAGAGUGAACACCAAUGAUAAUCAGCUGCAGAAUCCUAUGCAAACAAUUUGGAACCGUCCAUAG